Lactuca virosa is the source of this 363-nucleotide messenger RNA. The record is from the annotation of a GenBank genome assembly. Lineage: Eukaryota; Viridiplantae; Streptophyta; Magnoliopsida; Asterales; Asteraceae.
AUGAAACCCAAAAAACGAAGCCCUAAUUUGCAAUGUACUGUGUUCGAUUCACUAAAAAGAAUUCAAAAACUUGGUAAAGAAACCAACCUGCUUCGAUUCUGUAAUCCUUUCAGACGAUCGGCUUUAAUGAAGCUUCAAUGUCGAUCGAUUGGGGGUUGCAUCGACUUCACAGUAAAAUCAUCCCGCUCGUUUGUUGGAGGAGUAUCGAAUUUGUUUUUAGUCUCUCAAGUCUCAAGUAACCUAACGACUAACGAAAAGAGAAGCCUCUUGCCGCCAUUCCUGAUCAAUCUUCCCCUCCUGCUUCUAUUUCCACCGCCAACAUCAAUGUACCUGAUGUCACCAAACAAUACCAGUGGGUCUUAA